This is a messenger RNA of Scutellospora calospora, 348 nucleotides long. The record is from the annotation of a GenBank genome assembly. NCBI's taxonomy places the organism in Eukaryota, Fungi, Glomeromycota, Glomeromycetes, Diversisporales, Gigasporaceae.
AUGGCCACCUCAAAAACUAAAGGCUCAAAUUCAAGUACACCAACUGCUUCUACAAAUACAACAGUAGCUGUCGGCAACUCAACUUCAACAAAACAUAACGGAAUAAAUUCUGUUGCUGGUGAACUUGGAGCAAAACGUGUUUCAAAAGGAAAAGAGGUUGUAGGAAAAGAAAUUGCUGCUCUUGAUUUUAAUACUUUCGAUAUUUCAGUAUUGCGUAGAUAUAAACGGAUUCAUAAACUGAAGGUUAAGGAUUACGCUACUAAAGAAGAAUUAGUUAGUGCUGUUUCCCGCCAUUAUGCAUCCCAAGCUCCUAAAGAAGUUGAAGCCAUUUCUGCUUUUAUAUAUUCC